ACACGGGACAGCGAGGACUGACGGGGAGGGUGGCUCCGUCUCCAGCGAGGGGUUUUCUUUUUUCUGUCGUCGAUGCCCCGAGAUAAGAAGUGGGAAUACUAAUCAUUCUCAGGCUGUGUAGACGCUGGAGAGGAUCGUGACUGUGCUGCUGUAGUCUUCUCUCCACAGAUGGCUCUCACUGGUUAUUGCUGCAGCCAUUUUGGAAUUUAAGCAACUCUUCGCCUCUGCUGGACAGUCGGAUCAAACCUCUCACGUCACAAAUCCUUCCUCAUGAGGAAAGAUGGGGAAUGGAUUGUCGGAACAACCUAGCUUCCUGUCAAGCGUCCCGUUCUUCCAGUCGUUUCACAUCGCCAUCCUUGGGCUGGACUCUGCGGGGAAGACCACCGUUUUGUACCGACUGCAGUUCAACGAGUUCGUGAACACGGUGCCCACCAAAGGUUUCAAUGCGGAGAAGGUCAAAGUGUCUCUGGGCGGACACAGGACUGUGACGUUCCACUUCUGGGACGUCGGUGGUCAGGAGAAGCUACGCCCCCUGUGGAAGUCGUACACGCGAUGCACGGACGGCAUCAUAUUCGUGGUGGACUCUGUGGAUGCGGAGCGCAUGGAGGAGGCCAAAACGGAGCUCCAUAAAAUCGCCAAGACCUCCGAAAACCAAGGGGUGCCCCUGCUGGUGGUGGCCAACAAACAGGACUUGAGACACUCCCUGGGAUUGGCUGAUGUAGAGAAAUUGCUGGCGCUGAAAGAACUGGGCCCUGCAACUCCUUGGCAUCUGCAGCCAGCCUGCGCCAUCAUCGGAGACGGGCUCAGGGACGGCCUGGAAAGACUCCACGACAUGAUCCUGAAAAGGAGAAAGGUGCUCCGGCAGCAGAGGAAGAAGAGAUAAACCCGUCACGAGAUAGACUUGUCUGCUGUUUUAAUAUGUGAAGGAAACAUAAAGGAUUUUUCUCCUGCUUCCACUGCAGGUCCAGAUUCAACACGCUGAGUUUUAUCAGUCCAAAACUGAGCUUUAGGAUUCCUGCUCUUGGUCUUGUGAUGAUGCUGUUGAUCAGGAAGUGACACAGAGGAAUACAGUAUGAAGAUGAGAAAGUUUCAGACAUGUGUGGAUGCUAUAAAGAGUUUAUAUGGAUUUAAAUGCACAGAGGGUUUGGGGUCUGGAAAGGUGAUAGAAGUUGUUUUAAGGAUGCUGUACGUUUCACGAAUGGCUACCGGAAGUUCCAAACAAUAUUACCAAAAAUAAUUUAAGAAAAGGCUUUGACUCGUUGAAGGGUUAUUUGGUAAAUGAUUCCACAUUGAUACACCAGAGAGGGCAAUGACAUGAGCAUCAGUUUUAUUUUUACUGUUUUGUAUGUUGUUAUCAUAACUUGUUAAUUUUUCCUUUUUUUUUUUACACUGGACUUUCUCUGUGAAAGAAAAGUAUUAUCAUGCAUUAUAGCAUUAUUAUGGAUUUGCUUGCUGUCUUAUAUCUUGAUUUUUAAAAGCACUUUAGAGUAUCACUUCCUAUGAGGUUUACAGUUUUUAAAUAGAGAAUAUUGUGUUGGAUUUUACAGAAACGUUUGGGCGAAAUACAAAAGAUUCUGCUGUACAGUAGGUCGGCCAUAUUGUUAUUAGACAGAUAUAUGCAUUAUGUUUUGCUAAAUAAAACAUUUAGAACAACGUUCACAA
Molecule: messenger RNA, 1662 nt
Organism: Seriola aureovittata
Lineage: Eukaryota; Metazoa; Chordata; Actinopteri; Carangiformes; Carangidae
Gene: arl4aa
Product: ADP-ribosylation factor-like 4aa
Exons: 2
Coding region: 281-883 (200 amino acids)
Biological process (GO): vesicle-mediated transport; intracellular protein transport
Cellular component (GO): cytoplasm
Molecular function (GO): GTP binding; GTPase activity
Source: RefSeq, a predicted model, not a curated record